Gastrolobium bilobum is the source of this 4261-nucleotide messenger RNA. RefSeq names its product translocase of chloroplast 120, chloroplastic-like. Gene Ontology annotation, biological process: protein targeting to chloroplast. Gene Ontology annotation, cellular component: chloroplast outer membrane. The record is from RefSeq and is a predicted model, not a curated record. Gene Ontology annotation, molecular function: GTP binding; GTPase activity. NCBI's taxonomy places the organism in Eukaryota, Viridiplantae, Streptophyta, Magnoliopsida, Fabales, Fabaceae.
ACCCCUCACGCAUCUCUACCCGUUGAUCUAUCUCUUAUCCUGAAUUCAAUUGCUCGAACUGAAGCAAAGUUCAUCUCUCCCAUUACAGUUUCACCCAACCGAGACGCACUGAGUCUGAGACACCGUUUCCUCUCUCUACUGGGCAUAAACAGGGUUUCGAAGCGACGUUGAAGGUUUGUGAUGGACAAUGAGGUUGAGGUUUUCGAUGGUUAUGGUGAGGGACAGAGGAAGAGAGUGGACGUCGGGGUGCCCGAGGAGAGCAUGGUCCGGUCUGAUAAGCUGAAGGAUUUGGAAGGUGAGGAGGUUUUUGAGGAGGCAAUAGACCCACAAGAGCAUUUCCGUUAUCAGGAGGAUGAUGUUAUUGGUAAGGGCAACGAUGCUGCCACAGUUAGUGCUUUGCCUUCGACUUUGGUUCAUGAAACCCCUGAUACUGCAGAGGAGCCGGAUAACUUUGAGGAGGCAAUUGGGGUUGCUGAUGAGUCGUCCGGCAAGCACCCGGAGGAGGAGGUUGAAGUAAUUGCUAACCAGGAGGUGGAUAAGGAUGAGCAUGGGCAGCUCGGUAGCAUUCAUCUAGAUGGAGUUGAUUCUGGAGGGACCGGGGAUGGAGUAGCAUGUGAUGAAUCCUACAGUAUGAGGGAUGAUGGGUUGGAAAGUAGUGAUUGUAAUGGUGUAAAGGAAGUAUCUGAUUUAAACACUGAUGGAAACUUGGUAUUUCUGGAGAACAGAGACGGGGUGGAUGUAAACUCCAGUUUAUCAAGUGAGAAGGCUGAAAAUGAGGAUCCUGAAUACGUAACCCCUAGACAAAAUGGUGAUAAAAUCCUCGAAAAUGGAAGCACAGACAAGGUGGAUUAUGUUGUUGCUGAGUCUCGUUCGGAAUCUGAAUUCAAUGGGGAGAUGCCAAACCAGGGUGCUGAUUCUAGGGAGUUGAAGGAGGGUGCUUUCGAACCUGAAUUCAGAGGUCACAAAACGUUGGAACAGUUGAAUGCUUCAGGUGAUCCUCAUAGUGAAAAUCAAGAUGAUACAGGUGAAGAAAUACACGAACAUUCAGCUCAUAGGGAUUUAGAACUUGAAGGUGAAAUAAUUAUGGAUGUGAAAAAUGAGAUCCUUGGCACUGAUAUAAUCAGCGAGGAUAGAAAUGGUGAAGAAAGAAUAUCUGAUAGUCAGAGUUCUAAAUGCAAAGAUAAUAGAAAUGAUGAAACUAAGGAUGCUAAAGCCAGAUCAGAUUCAGAACAUCUGGAAGCAAUUGGUGAAAUAGGAGGUGCUUCUCCUGACCCACAUGAAACUGAGGAGGAAAGGGAAUUGAGACAAACUGCUGGAAGCUCAUCCUGUUUGGAAAAUUCUACUGCUGAUGAGAUACCAACUGUUCAGGGUAGUGGAGCUGAUUUAAAAGAAGGAAGUACUAAGGAUUAUCAGUCUCAGAUUUCCAAUGAAAAUAAUCAUGGACAUCAUGAAAACUUGUCUGUGGUUGGGGAACAUGAAAAGAUACUAGAGAAUAAUGAACAAGAGAAGGUUACCACUCAGAUCGCUAAAGAACAGAACAGCGAGCGUGCUUCCUUAUCUGGAAAAUCCAUUGCUACUGGGCCCCCUCCUGUUCGUCCUGCUGGCCUUGGACGUGCAGCCCCAUUAUUGGAACCAACUCCUCGGGUAGUGCAGCAGCCUCGUGUGAAUGUUACUGUAUCUAAUGUGCAGUCCCCACAAAUGGAAGACUCCUUGAAUGGGGAGGCGGAGGAGUAUGAUGAGACUCGUGAGAAACUUCAGAUGAUUAGGGUGAAGUUUUUGCGGCUAGCUCAUAGGCUUGGGCAGACACCCCACAAUGUUGUUGUAGCACAAGUUUUGUAUAGACUAGGACUGGCUGAACAACUCAGAGGGAGGAAUGGGGGUCGCGUUGGUGCUUUUAGCUUUGAUCGUGCAAGCGCAAUGGCUGAGCAACUCGAAGCAGCAGGUCAGGAACCGCUUGAUUUCUCUUGUACAAUAAUGGUUCUUGGAAAGACAGGUGUUGGAAAAAGUGCAACUAUCAAUUCUAUAUUUGACGAGGUUAAGUUCAAUACUGAUGCUUUUCAUACGGGAACAAAAAAGGUUCAGGAUGUUGUGGGAACAGUGCAGGGAAUUAAAGUACGGGUCAUUGAUACACCAGGACUUCUACCUUCCUGGUCAGACCAGCGACAUAAUGAGAAGAUCCUGCACUCUGUCAAGCAAUUUAUUAAAAAAACACCACCUGAUAUUGUGCUGUAUCUUGAUAGGUUAGAUAUGCAGAGCCGAGACUUUAGUGAUAUGCCACUCUUACGCACAAUUACUGAGAUUUUUGGACCAUCCAUAUGGUUCAAUGCUAUUGUGGUUCUGACUCAUGCAGCAUCUGCUCCACCUGAUGGCCCUAAUGGUACUGCUUCCAGUUAUGAGAUGUUUGUUACUCAGCGCUCUCAUGUCGUGCAGCAAGCCAUUCGGCAAGCAGCUGGAGAUAUGCGUCUCAUGAAUCCUGUAUCACUGGUGGAGAACCACUCUGCAUGCAGAAUAAAUAGGGCUGGGCAGAGAGUGUUGCCUAAUGGCCAGGUUUGGAAACCUCAUCUGUUACUCCUUUUUGCAUCAAAAAUUCUGGCCGAAGCAAAUGCUCUACUUAAGUUACAAGAUAGCCCACCUGGAAAGCCUUACACAGCUCGAGCUAGAGCGCCACCAUUGCCAUUUCUUUUGUCAUCCCUUCUGCAGUCAAGGCCGCAAUUAAAGUUGCCAGAGGAGCAGUUUGGCGAUGAGGACGGUCUUGAUGACGACCUUGAUGAAUCAUCAGAUUCUGAUGAUGAAACAGAGCCUGAUGACUUGCCUCCAUUUAAACCAUUAACAAAGGCUCAGGUGGAAAAGCUGUCUAGAGCUCAGAAGAAAGCAUAUUUUGAUGAGAUAGAGUACCGAGAAAAACUUUUUAUGAAGAAACAAUUGAAGGAAGACAAAAAGCAACGGAAGAUGAUGAAGAAAAUGGCAGAAUCAGCAAAAGAUCUGCCAAGUGACUAUAGUGAAAACGCGGAAGAAGAAAGUGGUGGUGCAGCUUCUGUUCCUGUUCCAAUGCCAGAUUUGGCCUUGCCUGCUUCGUUUGAUUCUGAUAAUCCCACUCACCGGUAUCGUUAUCUUGAUUCAUCCAACCAGUGGCUUGUAAGACCUGUCCUAGAAACUCAUGGGUGGGAUCAUGAUGUGGGUUAUGAAGGGUUAAAUGUAGAAAGAUUGUUUGUUCUUAAAGACAAGAUACCCUUGUCUUUUAGUGGUCAGGUUACUAAGGAUAAAAAGGAUGCUAAUGUUCAGAUGGAAAUAGCCAGUUCAGUUAAGCAUGGAGAAGGGAAAGCGACUUCGUUAGGUUUUGAUAUGCAGACUGUUGGGAAGGAUUUAGCUUAUACAUUACGCAGUGAAACAAAAUUUUGUAAUUUUAGGAGAAAUAAGGCAACUGCUGGUCUCUCAUUUACUGUCCUGGGUGAUGCCUUGUCAGCUGGAGUUAAAGUUGAAGACAAGUUGGUUGCUAAUAAACGAUUCAAGUUGGUUAUUGCUGGCGGUGCAAUGGCAGGGCGCGGUGAUGUUGCUUAUGGUGGCAGUUUGGAGGCCCAAUUAAGAGAUAAAGAUUACCCUCUAGGACAGUCGUUAUCAACACUUGGGCUUUCCGUUAUGGAUUGGCAUGGAGAUCUUGCUGUUGGGUGCAAUUUACAAUCACAAAUCCCCGUUGGGCGGCAUACAAACCUUGUUGCCAGGGCCAAUUUGAACAACCGAGGCGCUGGACAAAUCAGCAUUCGAUUAAAUAGUUCAGAACAGCUUCAAAUUGUUAUGAUUGGUCUCGUCCCUCUACUUAAGAAGCUAGUUGGUUGUACUCAACAGUUGCAGUUUGGACAAUGACAUUGGUGUUAAUGUUUGGUUACGUAAGCUGCAGUUCUUGCACGGUGGGAGGUAAUUGCUUUAAGAUGGCUUCCCUCGCUGGUUGCCAUGAAAUGAGAAUGAUAUUAAAUUGCGUUUUUAUGUUUUCUAUACCUAAAAAUAUCUAUUUUUUGAUUAUAGUCGUUGUAGUUUCCCUUGUUAGAUAUUCUCGCUUGGUAUUUUUGUUACUUUAUGCUACUGGACUCCAUGUAAUGCAUCUUUUUGAUUUAUAUCUUCCUAGUUGUGUCUUGCCUUGCACACUGUCGGAAGCACUUUCUCUCUUUCGUUAAUUUUUGUUGUCUCGGGGUUAGGAUUUUUUUAUGUACUUUUAAGGGCAGUCGAAUUCGCAACUUAUCUUAUCGGGAAACGGUUUGGCAAAUGU